AUGGUAAAAGUUAUUACGCUCUCAAACAACAACCUAGACAAGUUGCUGGAUGAGUCCGACGCGAACCUAUCAAAAAUUAUUGAACAAUCAAAUGAUAACCUACGUAAAUCACUCGCUCAUUCUGAAAAAAUAAUGAGCCAGCUCUUCGAAACAACUUUUUUAAGAAUUGAGUCAUUAAGUAACAGUUUCGAGCGUGCGGUUAAGAGCAUGUCCAAUGCUUUAACUGACUCCAUGACUCAGCUUCAUGCUACUUUGUCCACAUUGGGCAAUAGCGUUUCCGCACGCCAACAACAAGUAACAAAGCUUAAUGAAACUCCAAUGUUUGAAACCAUGACUAGGGCUCUUUGGAAUGUGGAACAAGAGCGAAAAGAUGAUGAGCAACGGUCAAACAAUAUUAUCAUUUCCGAGCUUGAACUUGAACAGGGAGGUAAUGACAAAGAUAUGGUUUCUUCAAUUUGUGAAAACCACCUUCCUAUCAAACCUCAGAUUGUAAGAACUCGUCUUAUUGGAAAGUCAAAAUUGUGUGUGACUUUAAGCAACUUAUCAGCAACCGAAGACCUGAUUGCAUCAUCAAAGAUUCUCCGCUCAUCACCAGCGACAAAAAAUAUCUACUGUAAUCCAGAUCUCUCCAAGAGGCAGGCAGAGAAAGCAUUUCUAAAAAGACAGAAGAGACGUCCCAAUAAAGCAAACAACAAGCAACCUGCUGAUGAUCAUGGUGGUUUUGACGUUUCAGCUAAGCAGUAUGCAUUUGACAGUGUGGGAUGUAUAAAAGAACUCUGCAAAGGUGGUGUUGUCUGCUUAAUGGGAGAUAUCAACCUUCCUCACAUCAACUGGGCUUCCUCUCGUGCACGGUUAAUCACCAGAUGUUUUAUCUCCAAGGACAAGGGCCUACUUAUUAAAGCUUUCUACACUUACGUACGUCCUUUGGUUGAAUAUGCCUCAUCUGUGUGGAAUCCACAUUACAAAUACCAAAUAACAAAACUGAAAGUGUACAGAGAAGAUUUACGAAAUCUAUUCCGUCUCUAUAUCAUCUCUCAUACCUGUCUCGAUUGCAUGCGGUUGGAAUGGAUAUUCUGGAGCGUCGUAGGCUGA
This is a messenger RNA of Helobdella robusta, 1092 nucleotides long. RefSeq lists its product as hypothetical. Bases 1 to 1092 code for a protein of 363 amino acids. The record is from RefSeq and is a predicted model, not a curated record. The transcript has 3 exons. Lineage: Eukaryota; Metazoa; Annelida; Clitellata; Rhynchobdellida; Glossiphoniidae.